This is a messenger RNA of Dovyalis caffra, 699 nucleotides long. NCBI's taxonomy places the organism in Eukaryota, Viridiplantae, Streptophyta, Magnoliopsida, Malpighiales, Salicaceae. The record is from the annotation of a GenBank genome assembly.
AUGAAUACCAACCAGGUGAACUUCGACCCUCCGAGAAAUUUUCGAACAACAUUGAAAUCUAAAUGUAAAGAGACAUUCUUCCCUGAUGAUCCAUUCAGGGAGUUCAAGAAUGAGAAGCCUUUCGUUAAAGCCAAGAAAGCCGUUCAAUAUUUUGUUCCAAUUUUUGAAUGGCUCCCUCAAUACAAUUUGAAGUUGUUUAGAUUCGACCUUCUUGCUGGUAUCACCAUUACCAGCCUUGCCAUUCCUCAAGGAAUCAGCUAUGCCAAACUCGCUGAAAUUCCUCCAAUCAUUGGCCUGUACUCCAGCUUUAUACCUCCUUUAAUUUAUGCAAUUUUCGGGAGUUCGAAACAUCUGGCAGUCGGAACAGUAGCUGCGUGCUCAUUGCUACUGGCAGAUACAAUUGGAUCCAAAGUAUCAUCUAAAGAUGAUCCAACAUUGUACCUCAACUUAAUCAUGACGACCGCUUUCAUCACUGGAGUUUUUCAGGCUGCUUUAGGUUUUCUAAGACUGGGAAUUCUGGUGGAUUUCUUGUCACAUUCCACCAUCACUGGUUUCAUGGGAGGGACUGCAAUUAUUAUCUGCCUACAGCAAUUGAAGGGCUUGCUUGGAAUAAUUCAUUUCACCACCAAAACAGAUGUGGUUUCUGUUUUGCAUGCAGUUUUCAAAAAUAGACAUGAGGUUCGCACAACAAAAGAUUAA